Messenger RNA from Lodderomyces elongisporus, 3504 nucleotides. RefSeq lists its product as uncharacterized. Gene Ontology annotation, biological process: macroautophagy. The record is from RefSeq and is a predicted model, not a curated record. NCBI's taxonomy places the organism in Eukaryota, Fungi, Ascomycota, Pichiomycetes, Serinales, Debaryomycetaceae. The transcript has a single exon. Gene Ontology annotation, cellular component: fungal-type vacuole membrane. Bases 1 to 3504 code for a protein of 1167 amino acids.
AUGCAAUCACAUCCACCAAAUAGUGCAUUUCGACUACAUCUUGUCACUUUUCUUUUGCUCAUAUUACUGUACUCUCCAUUAGCUUCACAUGCAGCAGCCAUUACUAGAUACACCGCCACCACCUCUCAGCCUACCAUUACUAUUGACACCGCCGGCACGGACUCUACCAACCUCAAUGUUCUAACUGUUAAUGCUGCUGCUGCUACUGCUACUGCUGCUGCUGCUACCACCACAACUUCAUUCGAGCCUGAACCAGUCCCAACAAUGAUGAUCGAUAUAUUAUCUGCACAACCACAAUUCUCAUACUUCUUGCGAAUCUUGCAGCGGCACCAAAUGGUACCCAAACUCAAUCUCUUGAGGAAUGUCACAUUAUUGGCGCCUGUGAAUCUGGCAUUUGCUGGUGUCAAAAAUAAUGGAGAAAACAAUGACGAAGAACUCGACUUUUAUUUAAUGGGUGGAGCAAGCCCCGAUGAGACUUUAUUCCGAUAUGUUAUCAACCAGACAUUGGUUUUGGAAAAUAUGACUGAAGGGGAGGUUGUGUAUGAUACUUUGUAUAAUAACGGUAAAGCAAAUGUGUCUUAUCCAAUUAUAGUACGGAAUACCGACAAUCAAGGUGAAUGGAUUGUUGACGAGUCGGCAACAAUUGUUGAACAAGACUUGUAUGCAAAGCAUCAAUGGUCCUAUGUCCAAGCGGUUGAUCUGCUUUUGCCAGUGAAAUCAAGUAUGUGUGAUGUUCUUUUAAAUGGUGAUAUAAGUGAAGUUUCACUAAUGAGUAAGAUAUUUGAUUUUUUAUUCGACAACGAUGAUGAUGAUGAUGAUGGCAAUGAUGUCAGUGGUGACGACGAUUAUGAGGCGUCAAGGGGCAAUAAGAAUAAAAAUGAGAAACGGAAAAAAAGAAAGACUCGUAAAGGAAAGAAAAAGAAGCAAAAGUUGAAGAUUCCAAAAACUUGUGAGGAAUUCACACGUGGUGUCAAGACCAUCAUUUUACCCACAGAUCAGUUAUUGAAAGAUUCAUUAAGCGCAUUGCAAUUAGACUACUACUUGGCAAACUCUGCAGAUGAAUCCUUUGUCAGUACUGAGGAUGCAGUGAGGGAGAUUAAACAAGAUACUUUGAAUUUAUUACGACAUUUGAUGUUUGUUGACUAUGUUGCCGGAGUCAAUGGGACUCUGGACAAAGUAAUAUCAUUGGCCGGUAAAAAGCAACAGUUUUUGUUGAAUGAAAAGCAAGGUGAUAAAAAAGUGGGAGGAAAGUCGAGUAUAUCAGUGGGUGGGUUUCCUGUAAGUCAAACACAUGUACUUGCAAAUGGAAUAUUACAAAUAUUUGAUGUCAGGGAAAAUGACAAUGAAAAAAACAGUACCAGCACCAACACCAACACCAACACCAACACCACUGCCAAAACCAACAGCUUUAGCAAAGCACUGUUUUUUGAAAAACUAAAGAUCCCCACGGUGGAAAUGAUUGCACGCAAGGCAUUAUACGCUGCACAUUAUUCUGCGUUUGUUAGUGAGUUGGAGUUUAGAUCGCUUGAUUAUUUGAUUGAUGGAUCAUCUUCAAACCAAACAAUAUUUAUUGAUGUUGACCUGAGAGAUGAUGUUGAUGAUGACAAUGAAAUCAUUGCCAGUUCAUUUAGUUUGAAGCAGGAGUUUUUGUAUCAUUUUAUUGAUGGUGUGAUGAAUUUUACCAAUCAUGACCACAUUUUGGCUGAUACAAAGCUUUGUGUUAAAAAGAAAUUAGGUGGAUGUUACAAGAUAAAAAUUUCCAAUACUUCUGAAGAAGAUGGAAAACAAAUGUUGCGAAUAGGAGAUGGAAUUGAAAUACUUCUGAUUACCGAUAUUGCAAACGAUAGUCAAAUUAUAAUUGGCAAUGAAGAGUUAUCGCCUCCUGUUAAUCUCAAACACUCGUUAGGUGACUUGAUGUCCACAGACGCUAUACCUAAGCUUUUGGAAGGAAUUAAUAUUGAUAGGCAAAGUUGCUUAAAGACGCUAAACUACUUGAGCACUUUUGAGCUAUACUCACUAGACGAUAAUGGUGAGGGAUAUACGAUUUUGUUACCAUGCGGUGAAUCUAAUAAUGGUGUAGGUUUGUGGAAUGAACUUGGUUUAAUUCUAAAGUAUCUUGAAAAUAACCCUAAAUUGUUCAAAGAAAUUACUCAGGGUAUGUUUUUAGAGGGAACGUUGUAUUCUGAUUUUGCUGGAAAGAGCAGUUUUCGAACCAUUGCCAAGUCAGGAGAACACCUGAUUGAUGUUGAGAGUGAAGGAAUCAAAAACGAAAUUAAUUAUUUACUGAUUCAAAAUACGGGACCGCGUGCUGUGCCGCUCAACUCAGACGUCUUGUUCAAUCAAGGUGUCAUUCACGUCAUUAAUGAGUUUUUACUUCCCGAGUCAUUUCGCGUACCCAUCUGGGACCUUAUUGAAACAACAAUUGACCCUUCUUUUCCACAAUUUUCAAUUACGAAACUACUCAAACAUUACCCCAAGAUUGAGAGCUCCUUGACGGGAAAAAUGCCGUUUUCCUUAUUGGUCCCGUCGGCAGAGUCUCUUGAAAAUUUCAACAUUACAUCUUCAUUUACAGACUUGCUUGAGUUUUUAGAGUUUCAUCUUAUACCUAAUGAGGAAGUGGGAAAAAUACUAGAAUGUAUACAUGGCGAUAACAGUGGGAGCCAGGUGAUGGGAACUGACGACAAUAUCAUUAAAACAAACUUAACAAAUGGCGGAUUGACGUGCAGACAUCAAAAGGGCACAGAUAAGAUCCUAUUAAACUUUCGAAAACUAAACAAUACGACUCAAGGUAAAGGUGCAACUACAGAAUCAUAUAACAAAGACCAGGAAGUGCGAUUAUUGUCCCAUGGGUGCACAUCACUGCGUCUUAGGGACCGGGAUACAAAGAAUAUCUCAUGUGUAUUUUUGCUAGAUAAACCAUUGAAUCUUGAGUGGUUUAAAGAUAAGCACAAGGGUGAUAACUUUUUGCAUGUCUAUUUGGGUAUUGUAAGUGUUGGAAUUGGAAUCAUUCUAGGUCUCACCUUAUUUGCUGGCGUUAUGCUUGGUCUCGUGCUUUGUGUUGGUAGGAAAGACCGUGAUCAUCGUCGAAAUCACAAAAAGGGAGUUGGUGCUGACGAUGAGAUACCGCGUGCAGACUCUGGGUUUAUGAGUGUUUUAACGGAAGAUGACGAAGAGGACAAUAAUGACUUUUUGCCGUAUGAUAGAGGAUACGAAACUGAUAUUGAUCUUUUACGACUGGAGCAGGAUGCGCUAUUACCAAGUCACUUAAAAAGGAAAAAGAAGAUCAGAUUGAUCAAUAAUGGGUAUGGAUCAAUUGAUAAAAGUGUUGGAGAUGAUAGUAUGAAUAGACGUGCUGGUACACGUACACGUAAUACAACUGCUGGUGUAGAGGAUGGUGAUGACGACGGUGGUAAAACAGUUCAAGCUACAUUACCACGCGAUAUUGGCAAUGUAAGAAAAACAUUAAAUAGAGACAGGAACAUUCCUGGCGUAUCGCAGUUUUAA